CAAAAUCGUUAUAGUCGGCGCGUCAUCUGAUCCGCUUCCUCGAUUCGCGUGUUCCUCUCACGGUUCCUUGGCUAGCGGUGUUGGCGUCGAGGGAUAUCCACUCCCAUCUUCUAGUCGCCAAGUAGGGUUUUGUCUGUCUUCCUCCGUAGCUGUUCUAGGGUUUGAUUUUGAUGCGGUGCUAAUGGUGGAGAGACGGAAGCCUCUGGUUCUUUCAACCACCAGAACUGCCGUCCGUGCAGUCCUAAAUUCGUCGCGACUCAUCGAUGCCGGCGAUCGAGCCGUGACGGAGGACGGGUUUUCUGACGGCGGAGAUGAUGGGUCACGCCGGAGCAUUCCGUUGACGGCGGGUAUUCUCCGGUGGAACGGUGGCGGAGAAAAUGCUUCUGUUUCGAAGCUGGAUUCACUUGAUGACUCUGCCUUGGUUGGGCUCUCAACCCAGGUGCUCAAGAGAUUAUCUAUCAACUCCGGUUCUUUGGUUGCGGUCAAGAAUACUGAGAUGAACAUCCAACGGGUAGCCCAAGUCGCCGUGCUAGAUCCUCCCAAGUCAAAUGAUGAUGCUUGUGUUGCAAGAGAACCCAUUUCUGAUUCUUCCCAUACAAUGCUUGUCUUCCCCACUUAUGAUUUUCACCCAAAGGGCCCUCUCUUAUUGGAUCAGGAAGUUGCUUACCUAUCUCCAGUAUUUGCUUUUAAUCUCGGCUUGCACAUUUCAUGCCUAAAGUCCCUCGUCCAUAGAGGGAAGGAGGCCUUGGAGACAUAUUUUGAAGCCACGUUUGAUGAUGGUUUAUACGGGAAAAGUGCAGAUGCGACAACAAUUGGUUUGGAAUUGCAACCAAUGUCUCAGGUUGCAGUCUAUGCUUCACAUCUGAGAGUUUCUUUUGUUAAGAUCCCAGAGUGUGGUACCAUUCAAUCCCUGAGAGGAAGUUCAUCGGUUGAAGCCGAAGAGCGACAAGGGUUAAUAGAUUUGGCAUUACACAAGUACUUUGGAAUCGAUAGACACCUUUCGAGAGGUGAUGUAUUUCACAUCUGCAUUGACUGGAGUUGCGGUUCUUGUAUUUGUAUACCAUGUAGCCAAAGGUUGCACAACAAAAAUGAGAACUUGAUAUAUUUCAAGGUCAUUGCUAUGGAGCCUUCAAAUGAGAGGUUUUUACGGGUCAAUCACACCCAAACCGCCCUUGUGCUUGGAGGAAGUGUUUCUUCUGAUCUUCCCCCAGAUAUGCUGUUAUCGAGGUCAAAAAUUUCAACGCCCUUACAGGAGGACACAGUAAAGAUUUUGGCUUCUGUACUAGCCCCACCUCUAUGCCCAUCAGCACUUUCCUCAAAACUCAGAGUUGCUGUUUUACUGCAUGGUCUUCCAGGGUGUGGAAAGAGAACUGUGAUUAAAUAUGUUGCUGGGAGGCUGGGUUUACAUGUAGUUGAAUAUAGCUGUCACAGCUUAUUGGCAUCAUCCGAAAGGAAAACAUCUGCUGCGCUGGCCCAGGCUUUUAAUACAGCCCAAAGGUAUUCACCAACAAUAGUUCUGCUCCGACAUUUUGAAGUUUUUAAAGAUUUGGGCUCUCAGGAUGGUUCACUGGGUGAUCGAGUUGGUGUGUCAUCCGAAGUCGCAUCAAUCAUUAGGGAAUUCACUGAGCCUGUUUCCAGUGGUGAAUACAGUUCCAUGGAAGCAAAAUCUAGUGGGAAUUUAUUUGUAGAUGAUAUUGGAAAGUUUAGGCAACACCAGGUGCUAUUAAUUGCAACUGCUGAAAGUGCUGAAGGUCUUUCACCGACUAUCAGGCGCUGCUUUAGCCAUGAAAUACGUAUGGGUCCUUUGACUGAAGAACAGAGGUCUGAGAUGCUGUCUCAGUCUCUCCAAGGUGUUUCUCAACUCCUUAAUGCAAGUUCAGAUGAAUUUGUGAAAUCCUUGGUGGGACAGACAUCGGGUUUCAUCCCUCGUGACUUGUGUGCUCUUGUAGCUGAUGCUGGUGCCAACUUAUUCAUAAGAAAGGAGUCCAUGAUGGAGAAAAUCUACCCUUUAUCGGAUGGACAUCCUAGACACAAUCUGGAGCAGGGUGACCAAUUAGAUAACACCAGAGAACCAUUAACAGAUAAAGAAGACUUUACCAAAGCCUUGGAACGAUCGAAGAAGAGAAAUGCAUCAGCACUUGGUGCUCCAAAGGUUCCUAAUGUGAAAUGGGAAGAUGUUGGUGGGCUUGAGGAUGUGAAGGCCUCGAUAUUGGACACAGUUCAGUUACCUCUCCUGCAUAAGGAUUUAUUUUCAUCUGGAUUGCGUAAACGUUCUGGCGUUCUUCUCUAUGGCCCUCCAGGAACUGGGAAAACUUUGCUGGCAAAAGCUGUGGCAACAGAAUGCUCCUUAAAUUUUCUCAGUGUGAAAGGUCCAGAACUAAUCAACAUGUAUAUUGGUGAGUCAGAAAAAAACGUUCGAGAUAUAUUCCAAAAGGCCAGAUCAGCACGUCCAUGUGUCAUCUUCUUUGAUGAACUCGAUUCUCUUGCUCCAGCUCGAGGUGCUUCUGGUGACUCUGGAGGUGUCAUGGAUCGAGUGGUCUCUCAGAUGCUUGCAGAGAUUGAUGGCCUAAAUGAUUCCACCCAGGAUCUUUUUAUCAUUGGAGCGAGUAACAGGCCUGACCUGAUCGACCCAGCUCUUUUACGACCUGGCCGAUUUGACAAACUGCUAUAUGUCGGGGUCAACUCUGAUGCAUCUUACAGGGAAAGGGUCCUCAAAGCACUUACUCGGAAGUUUAAGCUACGAGAGGAUAUAUCCCUCUAUUCAGUAGCCAAGAAAUGCCCCCCGAAUUUCACGGGUGCGGACAUGUAUGCCUUGUGUGCCGAUGCUUGGUUCCAGGCUGCAAAACGAAAGGUUUCGAAUUCAGAAACUGGCGAUUCUCCAAAAGACGAUCCAGAUUCAGUUGUUGUAAUGUACAGUGAUUUUGUAAAGGCAAUGGACCAGCUUUCGCCGUCACUUUCCAUGGCUGAGCUGAGGAAGUAUGAGACGCUUCGGGGCCAGUUCGAAGGUCGUUCGAGCUGAACGUGCUGGGUAACAUACAUCGUAAGGUUCAUCUCUUAAUUGUCAGUUUACAUAGUAUACACAUCAUAAUUGAUGAUGAUGAACCAACAAGAACAAAAAGGGGAUGAUGGUAACUUUCAAUUGCUUUCAGUGACUAUGGUUGUCUAACCAAGCGCCAUUUACCUCUAAAAGACUAAAACUACGCGCGCUCUUUAUUUGGGCCUGAUUUUUAUGGGCCUAUUCUGGGCCCAUGAGUUUAAACUUGUGUUGGGCCUAAUUUGGAUGGAUCUUGGCCCAACCCAUGAUUGACUUUUCUGGAUUAACCUCUGA
Tarenaya hassleriana is the source of this 3328-nucleotide messenger RNA. Its product is annotated as peroxisome biogenesis protein 6. Gene Ontology annotation, cellular component: peroxisomal membrane; cytosol. Gene Ontology annotation, molecular function: ATP binding; ATP hydrolysis activity. Gene Ontology annotation, biological process: protein import into peroxisome matrix. The record is from RefSeq and is a predicted model, not a curated record. Bases 182 to 3019 code for a protein of 945 amino acids. The transcript is spliced from 16 exons. NCBI's taxonomy places the organism in Eukaryota, Viridiplantae, Streptophyta, Magnoliopsida, Brassicales, Cleomaceae.